UGAAUGUUGGGGUUGCCCAUUAGACGCAUAAACAAUGGCAGUGUAACAUGCGAACAUAGAAAUCUUAUUCUUUUGUAAAUAUAGAACACCCUGGGACCUGCACAAACAAGAAUAUACGAUAGAAAACGUCGAAUCAAAAGUUAAAAAAAUAAAUUUAGAGAAUCUAGGACAGGAGGGGACACCCAUGAGCUGCAAACAAGGACAAAGACAACAUGACUGAAAAUCACUACUGUGUUCGUUGGAAAGGCUUUCACUCGAAUAUUCUGACCGCGUUGGAAGAUCUGAAAUCUGAUGAAGAGUUUGUCGAUGUAACUCUCUCCUGCGAGGGGAAAACUCUUCAGGGCCACAAGUUGAUUUUAUCUGCUAGUAGUCCGUACUUCAGGAAGAUACUCAAGGAGAACCCAUGUCGGCACCCGGUCCUUAUCCUGAACGAUAUACAGCUGGACGUCCUGGAGGCGAUCAUGACUUAUAUGUACCAUGGAACCGUCUCUGUACCCCAUACUAGUCUCCAGAUCUUCUUAAAAACAGCUGAAGCUCUGAAGAUAAAGGGUAUUGUGGACUGUUUUCAAACUUCAGAGACUCUGGACGAAGUGAUGACUCCUGAAGUACAAGUUCCAUCUCUCCAUCUUCCAGGCCCUCUUCUUCACCCUUCUCCUGGACCUCUUCUACACCCUGCAGGAGAUCUAAGUCUGUUGGCAAGCGCUGCAACAGAGUCAGCUGUUAAACUUGAACCUAUGACAGCUGCUGCUGUUACAGCAGCAGCUGCUGAAGCCCCUGGAGCAACUGCUGCAGCUGUGAGUACAGCAGGACGUAUAUCAAACUCCAAGCGAAGGAAGACUGCUCCAAGGAAACUGGGUUCCUUUCAACCCUCUCCUGUACAUCACAGUUCCGGGGAUGAAGGAGCAGAGACAGAGAAGGAGAAUCAGAGCUUACUUAGUCUAGCACUAACAGCUAGAGAAUAUAGUGGAAUGACUUGUAGAAUGUUGGCGCAUAACUACAACGGACUGAACGGGAUGAAGGAUGAGGAGGAUGAUGAGGAGGGGAGGAAUGGAUCUAAAGAGGAGGGGAUGAGGAUGAAGGAGGAGGAUGACGAGGGUGGGGAGGAUGAAGAGGGUGAGGAUGGAAGCUCAGCAAUUAAUCUUUCAACUCAAAAAGCCUUCUCUCAACUCUACUCUCAGCAGAAAUCUACAAAACAGGAUGUGAAUGGAAGCCUGGAUCUGAGUCUGAAUAAAGGAGGAUUAUACAACUCCUCUAUACCAGUCACUAGUUCUCUUGUAUCCCAAGCCUUUCAACUGCUUCCUGCUCAAUUCCUGAACGCCUCGCCCUCACAGCUGAGUUUAAUGGAGGGGGGUGCAGCGGAACAAAUGGCAGCUCUUCUAGGUCCAGAACAGAUGGCAGCUUUACUGGGCCCAUCAUGGAAGUCCAGACAGCCUAGGAUGUGUCAAUACUGUAACAGAAUGUUCAGUAAUAAGUUCAACUUGAAACAGCAUAUCUUGAACAUGCACACAGUGGGCCGUGAGAUGCAGUGUGAGAUCUGUAACAAAAAAGUGAAAAAUAAAUGGUAUCUCCGGCGUCACCAUGUUACUCAUCAUGGAGCUCCUCUCAAGAAAUAGGUCUUUCACGUAGCAAGUCACGUGACCUUGUUUAGUGCCGUCAUGUGACAUUUAUCUGGUUUUGUGACCUUCCUUCUUCCCCGCCUAGUUGUAACAUCUUUUUCCCUAAUUUUAUGACCUCCUUUAGAGCAGUCAAUAUUUCUACUAUCACGUCUCAGAAAUCAGGCUUUAUACAGUGUUAUUAUAUGAUUCCAUAUGCUGUGACCUCCUUUGCCCCUAAGUUACCUUCAAUCCCCCUCCCUCAAGUACCUUGACCUCCCGUGCCCCGAAGACCCUGAAAUUUUGAAACCUCCAUUGACCCGAAUCUGUGUGACCUCCCUGACCCCCAAAGCUAUGUGACCUCCUAUGCUGUUGUAGUCAGUAUGACCUCUAAAUGUUCUAUAUUAUCUAACCACAUGAUCUACUCCAUGUGCCAUAAAUGCAAAAACGUGUGCCAAACUUCAAUGCAAAUACUCAAGUAUUAUUCUGCAACAACAUGUACAGUGCCAUUCGCAAAUCAUCUGCCAAUUCUAAACCAGAUAUUUAUUCCUUAAAGAGACAAUUUCCAGAUAUUUAAUUCAUCUUUUGUUUGAACUAUGUACUUUGUUCUUAAACGAUCUGAAAGUUCUCAAUCUUGCCGGAUAUUUAGAUAUUUAGAUAUUUAGAUAUUUAGAUAUUUAGAUAUUUAGAUAUUUAGAUAUUUAGAUAUUUAGUUAAUUUCUUCCCGCAACCUCUAGUGUAAAACUGAGCUUAAUCCCUGUACUGUACUGUACUGUACUGUACUGUACUGUACACUGUUCAACCCCAUUUAUAAAGGGGGAAACAUAUCAUUGUUUAUAAAUAAAAUGAAUUCCACAACCUAA
Molecule: messenger RNA, 2455 nt
Organism: Eurytemora carolleeae
Lineage: Eukaryota; Metazoa; Arthropoda; Copepoda; Calanoida; Temoridae
Product: broad-complex core protein isoforms 1/2/3/4/5
Exons: 14
Coding region: 213-1613 (466 amino acids)
Biological process (GO): regulation of transcription by RNA polymerase II
Cellular component (GO): nucleus
Molecular function (GO): protein binding
Source: RefSeq, a predicted model, not a curated record